Molecule: messenger RNA, 843 nt
Organism: Rotaria sordida
Lineage: Eukaryota; Metazoa; Rotifera; Eurotatoria; Philodinida; Philodinidae
Source: the annotation of a GenBank genome assembly
AUGUCAUUGAAUAAAGUUAUUAUUAUUAUUGGUGCAAGUUCUGGUAUUGGUGCUGGUCUAGCUCGUUAUAUAUCAAAUGAUGCUAAAAAUCAAUUGAAAAAAAUUGGUUUAGUACUUGUUGCACGACGUGAAAAUGAACUCAAUCAAGCAGCUAAUAAUGCUAAAAAUGAUUAUUGUUCAACUCUUGUUAUUCCAGCUGAUGUUACAAAACGUGAAAAUGUUGAAAAAAUUUUUCAAGAAACUAAAUUGAAAUUUAAUAAAAUUUCCUGUUGGAUUAAUAAUGUUGGUUUAGGUAUAUCACGAUCAGUACUUGAUUUAACUGAUGAUGAUAUUGAUAUAAUGAUUCGUGUUAAUGUUAAAACAGCAUUAUAUGGAAUGCAAAUAAUUAUACCAUAUUUUCGUCAACAAGGCUAUGGUCAUUUAAUAAAUAUUUCAUCUAUUCUUGGACGAGUACCUUAUACAACAUUUCGUUCAAUGUAUAGUGCUUCAAAAGCUACUCUCAAUUCAUUAACAACAAAUCUUCGUAUGGAAUUACAAGCUGAUCCAUGUUGUGAAAAAAUUCAUGUUACAACAAUUCUACCUGGUAUGGUAGCAACUGAUUUUGCAAUGAAUGUAAUUGGUGAUUCUGUACCAAAAUCAUUAACUGAUUAUAAAAUUCCAUUUAUUGGACCUUUUCCUCGAACUUCUCAAACUAUUGAUGAUGUUUGUAAAAUUAUAUGUGAUGUAAUUAAUAAUGAACAUCCACCAAGAGAAGUUUAUACAAAUCCAGAACAUGAACCAUUAAUUAAACAAUAUUUUGAAAAUGUAGGCAAUUUUGAACUUCUUCUUAAACCACCAUCUUAA